AGAAAUAGCUUUUGUUUCGGUUAAGUAUAGUCCUGACUUGGUGUUGAGUGUUAUUCUGUAAUCACACGUGCAUAUUGCAUAGAGGUAGUUGUAUUUUAGCAGACAUGGCUAAGUAGCCUGCCAAUCCAGUAGAUUAGUCCCUUCUAAAACUCAGGCUGAUCCUUUUGUCACUUGACAGCUGAGUAGCUAACAGCUAGCCUGGUUCAGACAGCAACCAGUGUACGGUAGCCCGCCUCGCUCUGCGCUCCAAUUGCGGCUCUGCUCGGAUGGGCGUGAUUCUUCAAUGCUAAUACGCUAGCUGCUGGCCUAAUACAACAUGCUAUAAAUGACCCGUGGCGCUAACUUGUAACAUUAGUAACCCUAACUCUGGGUUGGACUAAAAACCAUGGCAAUACAUUACCUAUGCUACGUUGGAAAUGAAGUCCUGACAAACAACGUUACUUUGCUUAAGUUUUAAGUUUCCUGACAUGUGAAGUUAGCUACAUGUGAGACUUGCCAACGAGGGCUGGAAGAGGCAUUAAGCCCAGUCCACCAGCAACAUGGGAAAGAAGAGUCGAGUGAAGAUUCAGAAGUCGGGCUCAGGAGCCACCCCGGUGGUGACCCCCAAGGAGAUGAUGAACCUGAUCGCUGAACUGCUGCAGAAAUGCAGCAGUGCAGCACCCUCUGCUGGUAAAGAGUGGGAGGAGUACACCCAGAUCAGAGGCCUGGUGGAGAAGAUCCGCAAGAAACAGAAGGGGAUGUCCAUACUCUUUGACGGCAGCAGAGAUGACAGCUUCCCAGACCUGAUGUCCUGGGCUCAGGAGAACGGGGCAUCCUGUGACGGCUUCACAGUGGCCAACUUUGGAACAGAGGGCUACGGCCUCCAGGCCACCAGAGACAUCAAGGCAGAGGAACUCUUCCUAUGGAUUCCCAGGAAGAUGCUAAUGACUGUGGAGUCAGCCCAGAACUCUGUGAUGGGUCCUCUGUACAGCCAGGACCGGAUCCUGCAGGCCAUGGGCAACGUGACGCUGGCCUUCCACCUGCUGUGUGAGCGGGCCAACCCAGACUCAUUCUGGCUGCCGUACAUCCGGAGUCUUCCUCAGGAGUACGACACCCCACUGUUCUACCAGCAGGACGAGGUGCACCUGCUGCUGGGCACACAGGCGGUGCAGGACGUGCUGAGCCAGUAUAAAAACACUGCGCGCCAAUACGCCUACUUUUACAAACUGGUACAGACUCACCCCGCUGCCAGCAAGCUGCCCUUGAAGGACAGCUUCACGUUUGAUGACUACAGGUGGGCGGUGUCUUCAGUGAUGACACGGCAGAACCAGAUCCCCACUGAGGAUGGGGGCCGCAUCACCCUGGCCCUCAUCCCCCUGUGGGACAUGUGUAACCACACCAAUGGACUGAUCACCACGGGAUACAACCUUGAGGACGACCGCUGUGAAUGUGUGGCCCUACAGGACUACAAAGAGAACGAGCAGAUCUACAUCUUCUAUGGCACGAGAUCAAAUGCCGAGUUUGUCAUCCACAACGGCUUCUUCUUUCAAGACAAUGCCCACGACCGAGUGAAGAUCAAGCUGGGCGUCAGUAAGAGCGAGCGGCUGUACGCCAUGAAGGCUGAGGUGCUGGCCCGAGCCGGCAUACCUGCGUCUUGUGUCUUUGCUGUGCACUGUAAUGAACCCCCGAUAUCAGCCCAGCUCCUAGCCUUCCUCAGAGUCUUUUGCAUGACAGAGGAGGAACUGAAGGAUUACCUGCUCGGAGACGGUACCGUCAACAAGAUCUUCACCCUGGGCAACAGUGAGUUCCCUGUCAGCUGGGAGAACGAGAUCAAGAUGUGGACUUUCCUGGAGACCCGGGCUGCUCUCCUGCUCAAGACCUACAAGACCACCUCACAGGAGGACAGCUCCAUGCUUGAGAAACCAGAUCUAUCCCUAAAUUCUCGCGUGGCAAUCCAACUCAGCUUGGCUGAAAAGCAGAUCUUGGAGAAGGCGUCGGCCAGUGGACGGGCCAAGCAUUUGCACUUUGAGAAGAAGCUAGAGGAGGGAGCUCCGUUGCCUCGAUAUGAGGAGAGUGACAUCGCUUUGCUGGAGAAUUCUGACGAAGAUUCAAAGCUUCCGAUCAUUCUACGCAAGCUGGAAGAAGUAGAAGGCCAGGAGAUCCAAGUGGAGGAGCACAGCCACUUCUUGAACGGGGACAAGGCCGUCUAUGGUUUUGAUCAAGAGGCUAAUGGAGGGCCGACAUCGGAGGGUACUCAGGAGGGGGUCGGGGAAGAUGUUGAUUCAGCUUUGGACUUGAUAGGAAGUUCAACCCAGAAGGGCCAAAAGGAGGUAGCCAACCUGAGUGCCAGUUGAACUGAUGAUGAUCCCUCAAAAAACUGUGAAUAAAUGUAUUUCACUCACUGCCACAGCCCAUGCUAUUUAUUAUUUUUGUUUCUCAUAAAUGAGCGAAAACGUUUGAAUUCAAAGCUGCAGAACUUUUCAGAUUGCACGUUCAUCCAGCGCGGCUUUCCUUAGUUGUAUAAAAUGCCGCCGGUGGGUCCGACUAGCAUUAGAGCUGCACGCAGGAAAUAAAGGAUGGACACCACAAACUGGUUCCAGCACAUUGUUAGGUGAGAGAAAAUAAUAAAGCAGUUAGGUGAAUGUUAUUUCCACAAAGCCAAAAUGUCUCUAAUCUUGUGAAUUGGUUGGUUUAUUACUGCCGUUUGUCUCCAUAAAUGUCCUGUAUGCUUUGAUUUGACAAUGCUUUUCUCCAGGGCUUUUUGUGCUACUGAUUUAAGACCAUCACUGCCCUCUGCUCCUUUUUCCUGCUUAAAAUCUUUUCAAGCAAAACAUAAAGUUAUACGCCUGACAACACUUGUUGUAAUUGAUAGUAAUUGUUAUGGUAUGACAUGCCAAAAUGGAAGAUGCUUUUCAUUGAUUUUUAUCAAUCAAAAUGUUAAAUUCAGUCAUUAUGUAGUUUCAGUAUUUAGGAAUUGAGUUUUAUUGUGUGUUUUUCAGAAGUUUCUUUAAGAAUGUACUGUGUGUAUGUUGCAGUGAUGAUCUGUUGAUGAUGAGACUCACUGAGACAGCAGAGGAAAGAUUAUAGUGGUCCCCUGUUGGAUUUUUGUUUGACUGCCAUAAAAUGAGGCCAUUUCCACAUUGCAAA
Molecule: messenger RNA, 3126 nt
Organism: Eleginops maclovinus (Patagonian blennie)
Lineage: Eukaryota; Metazoa; Chordata; Actinopteri; Perciformes; Eleginopidae
Gene: setd3
Product: SET domain containing 3, actin histidine methyltransferase
Exons: 13
Coding region: 540-2333 (597 amino acids)
Biological process (GO): peptidyl-lysine trimethylation; actin modification; peptidyl-lysine monomethylation
Molecular function (GO): protein-L-histidine N-tele-methyltransferase activity; protein binding; protein-lysine N-methyltransferase activity
Source: RefSeq, a predicted model, not a curated record